Mobula hypostoma (lesser devil ray) is the source of this 1181-nucleotide messenger RNA. It is a transcript of the gene ch25h, whose product is annotated as cholesterol 25-hydroxylase. Gene Ontology annotation, molecular function: steroid hydroxylase activity; C-4 methylsterol oxidase activity; iron ion binding. Lineage: Eukaryota; Metazoa; Chordata; Chondrichthyes; Myliobatiformes; Myliobatidae. Gene Ontology annotation, cellular component: endoplasmic reticulum membrane. The transcript has a single exon. Bases 13 to 840 code for a protein of 275 amino acids. Gene Ontology annotation, biological process: sterol biosynthetic process; cholesterol metabolic process. The record is from RefSeq and is a predicted model, not a curated record.
UGCCUUGUCACAAUGAAUAACAACAUUCUGUUCACGCCUGAGUUCAGCAACUGCUCAUUGCCUCCGGCCGCUCUCUGUUUACAGCCGGUUUGGGAUUGGAUGCGCAGCAUGGACAGCUGGAUAAAGUCGCCCUUCUUCCCUGUGAGCUUUUCCUUGGGAUGCUACCUCGCUUUCUGUCUGCCUUACACUGUCCUGGACUUCCUGGCUCCAAGGGUCGCCUUCCUGCGGAAAUGCAAGCUUCAGACACAGAACGAUCCAAAUGCGAAGAUGAUGGCUAACUGCCUGGCGCUGACCCUGUACAAUCACAUUCUCUACAUCUUCCCGGUGUCAGUGGCGCACUGGUACUGGCGCCCGAUGGACCUGCCGCUCGCUGCGCCUGAGCUGCCCAAGAUGCUUUUUGACAUCGUGGCCUGCCUCCUCCUUUUCGACUUCCAGUACUUCGCCUGGCAUGUCCUCCAUCACAAGGUGCCCUGGCUCUACCGAACCUUCCACAAAGUUCACCACAAGUACACGGCCCCCUUCGCUGUUACAACCGAGUACACGGGUGCCUGGGAGACCCUCUCGCUGGGAUUCAUCGCCGCUGUCAACCCAGCAAUGCUGGGCUGCCAUCCUCUCACCAGGUUCCUCUUCUUUACCAUCAAUAUCUGGCUGUCGGUGGAGGUCCACUCGGGCUACGAUUUCCCCUGGUCCACGCACAGGCUGGUGCCGCUUGGACUGUACGGAGGGGCUCCUCAUCAUGAUCUGCACCACAUGAAGUUCAAAAUCAACUAUGCUCCCUACUUCACACACUGCGACAGGCUCCUGGGAACCUACACCACACUACAUAAAAAGUUCCAGUGAUUUAUUUGGAACUAACUUGGUGAAGGUAUUUUCAGAGACUAAUUUAUGUAUUGUAGGCUCUUAUUGAGGAGCAUCACUGUGAUUUACCAUGAAAUGAACUACUCAGAAGACUGCUGUAAAAAGAACAUACUCAUUAUUUUUUAAUUGCAAAGCACUUUGUUGAUUAUUCUUGUUACUGAUUUCUUUAAGGUUAAUCUUCACUGCAGGUCAGUGAUUAAAAGUAACUGAACUCGACAUAAAUGUUACAUUACAAUGCACUUUUGUGAUUUUUGUUACUAAAGAUAUUGCUAUAUAUUUCUUCAUAAAGUUUCAAAAUUAUAUGUAUGCAUUUAAUAUAUGAA